CGCCCCAGCGCCCGUCUGCUUGCUUUGCCUGACGGGAAAGAGAGUCCCUGGCCGCGCGCAGAGGGUCUGUGACGGCGCACGCGCGGAGGGGCGCCUGCCUGCCUCGCCUGUGGUAAACAGAGUGCCGCCGAGGCGGCGGGCUGCUCUCGUGGCUCUGCGCUCGGCUGGGGAGCGGCGAGGCCGCGGCGGCGGGCGCAAAAGCGAGCAGCGAGCCCGGCCGGGGGAAGGGGCGCGGCGUCGGCCCCGGAGCUCCGUGGGCGCUUCCCCGCCGGGCGCCCCGACCUGAGGCGCUGAUGUGGCGGCGCUGAGGGCGGCGGGAGAGGCGGCAGCGGCGCCAUCAUGGCGGAACCGGCCGGGAGCCCCCAGGCGACCGAGUCCUCCUCCUCCUCCUCGUCGCUGGCCGCUCUGGACCCGGAGUUCCCCCCGCAGAGCCGCCCGCGCUCCUGCACUUGGCCGCUGCCCCGGCCCGAGCUGGUGGCCGUGGUCGAGCCGGAGCCCGGGGAGGCGGCGGCGGCCAGCCCCGAGGAGCCGGCGGGCGGCGGCGGCGGCGAGGCCCCCGGGGCGGCGGGGGCCGCGCGCAAGGGCGGCGGGGGCGGCGCGGGGUCCGGCGGGGCGCGGCGCAACGCCUGGGGCAGCCAGUCCUACGCCGACCUGAUCAGCCAGGCCAUCCAGAGCGCGCCCGACAAGCGGCUGACCCUGGCGCAGAUCUACGAGUGGAUGGUCCGCUCGGUGCCCUACUUCCGCGACAAGGGCGACAGCAACAGCUCCGCCGGCUGGAAGAACUCCAUCCGGCACAAUCUCUCCCUGCAUAACAAGUUCAUCAAAGUGCACAAUGAAGCGACCGGGAAGAGCUCUUGGUGGAUGCUCAAUCCCGAAGGCGGCAAAAGUGGGAAAGCCCCGCGGAGAAGAGCGGCCUCCAUGGACAACAGCAGCAAGCUGGCCAAACUCCGUGGGAAAACGCACAGGAAGAAGCCGGCCAUGACGGCUGCUCCAGAACCGACGUCCGACAGUCCCGUCUCCCAGUUUCCCAAAUGGCCGGGCAGCCCUUCCUCCAGGAGCAACGAGGACUCGGAGGUGUGGACCAGUAUCCGGCCUCGGACCAGUUCGAAUGCCAGCAGCGUGGGGCUUUCCUCGGUCCUGGCCGAGCAGGAGGACCUUGCUGACGAGGAGCUCCUGCCCACCCUCGUCUACUCCAGCGCGUCCAGCAACGUGCCUCCCACAGUGACGGAGGAGCUGGAGCUCAUCGAUGGCCUGAACCUGAUGUCGGCUAGUUCCUCAUCCUUGCUGGCCACUCAGCAGCCGGUGUCCAGCGGGGCGGCCCAGAGGAACCCCACCUUCCCCUUGCGAGCCCCCAGCUCUGCUGCUCAGGCCUCCGGCUCGUUUGGCAGCUCCCUUUUCAGCCCCAUGGAUCACCUGCUGCCCAGCUCCACCGGCCAUUUCUCACAGUCGCUGGAGGAGCUCCUCACAUCCAACUCGCCACCAGCCAGCGAUGUGAUGAUGACCCAGGUGGACCCAAUUCUCCCGCAGAGCGGAAGCAGGAUGAACAGUCAGAGUUUCCUGCUUCUGGGGGACCAGCCCUCCAAGCCCAAGAUGAGCCUGGGAAGUCUGCUCAGAAAACCUUUGGAGCAGCAGCUGGAGUCCAUUGGUGCCACCGGGCUGCCCUCCGCCUUUACCAUGGCGGCCUCUUCUCAAAGCCCCGUUGGCCUUUCUGCUUUGAAGACGUCGGGCUCAGCACAGUCUGCCCAGAUGAGCCAGAUGGGCACCCAGCCCUCUCUGUCUGCUACUUUCCCGGCCUUUGAUGGGAAUCAGGAUAAGCUGCCCAAUGAUUUGGAUGUGGAUAUGUACAUGGAGGACCUUCAGUGUGAUGUGGAUUACAUCAUCAGCACCGACCUCAUGGAUGGAGAAGGGCUGGAUUUCAACUUUGAGCCCAUUCCGUCUACUCCGAGUUACCCGAGCACGUCACAGGCUUCCAAUCACAGUUGGGUCCCCAGCUAACUUCCUAUGGACAAAGUGCCCUUCUGCUGCAGGAGCUUUACACACCCAGAAGAGUCUGGAAUGCCAGGAGCUCUGGUGCCCGCCUUGGCCUUGCAUGUGGGCUGGGCACGAGAGCCGGCUGCCACGGGAAGAGAGCGAUCUGUCCAGUGCCAUGUCUUUUCAUGAAUCCAGCAUACGCCUUUCUCCCAACAGAAGCCUUGGAGAGCGCUUCGCCGGGGCCAGACCUUUCCUGCCCCGAAGAAGUCUUUUCAGACAGAUGUGCUUCAGGCGCAGCCACAAUAGGUCUGAAUUCACCAGCCAAUUUCUGCCUCAUCUGUCAUUUGACUCGGUACACUACGCCUUGGUGGAUGCGAAGAGGAUCAGCCAGUCUCGGGGCUGCUUGAGUGGAGAGCCCUGUCCUUUGUGCACUUGUCCUGCUUGAGAGUAGCAGGUGGGGAGGGGGCAAGCUGUCCUAGGGAGCGAGGAGAUCACCUGGCUUGAUCGUGACAGUCCUGGCCGAGAGCCCUUCUGGAAAUGCAGGCCUGGCCCCGCCUGGCCCUGGCCCAGGUCACGACAGAAAGCACUUCCCUGACAGGUGUGGCUGCCCUCAGGCAGGCAAGCAGGUGCUAAAAGCUGUUGCUGAGAAACCAAAACGCCUUCUCUGGGUUUGUCUCUGUGCUGCAGUAGAGCAAUAGGAAACCCGGAUCUGGCCUUAACCAGA
This is a messenger RNA of Crotalus tigris (Tiger rattlesnake), 2695 nucleotides long. RefSeq names its product forkhead box O4 (gene FOXO4). The transcript has 3 exons. Gene Ontology annotation, cellular component: nucleus. Bases 340 to 1995 code for a protein of 551 amino acids. The record is from RefSeq and is a predicted model, not a curated record. Lineage: Eukaryota; Metazoa; Chordata; Lepidosauria; Squamata; Viperidae. Gene Ontology annotation, biological process: regulation of transcription by RNA polymerase II. Gene Ontology annotation, molecular function: RNA polymerase II cis-regulatory region sequence-specific DNA binding; DNA-binding transcription factor activity, RNA polymerase II-specific.